Paralichthys olivaceus (Japanese flounder) is the source of this 853-nucleotide messenger RNA. Lineage: Eukaryota; Metazoa; Chordata; Actinopteri; Pleuronectiformes; Paralichthyidae. The record is from RefSeq and is a predicted model, not a curated record.
GGACCGGGUUUUAUUUUUUUAUUUUUUAAACACCGCCCCCCUCUGCCUCUGUGGUGCGUUUGUUUGUGUGUCGGCGAGUCCCGGCGGUGUAACCGGAGAGGGGCCUGACGGAGGGAAUGCAGGACGGCAAUGGAGCACAAUGUAAUCCAGUGGUUGGGUGCUCCCUCCUGCCAGCGAGGCAGCUACGCCUUCUACAAGUCGGUGAGCAGCAGAGCUCAGCCCGAUGGGCCCGUCCAGGUCUGGAGGCUCGGGGAGUUUUACCUUAUCCGCUGUGGGCCGCAGGAUCCCGUGUGCAUCGCUGAGGUGACCUUACUGUGGGAAGACCAGACCCGGAGCCACCUUCUGUCCAGCGCCAGACUCUACUUCUUACCUGAAGACACGCCAAAGGGCCGGACCAGGGAGCACGGAGAGGAUGAGGUGUUGGCCGUGUCCAGGAAGAUGGUGCUGCGGGUGGAGGACCUGGUGAAAUGGUCGUGUGCGGAGCCGACAGGUUGGAGUAGCACUUCAAAGCUGACGCCGCCCUGUGGAACCAACGGCCUCCACAAACCUCCGCAGAGCAGCGAUGGCAACGUCAACACUUUACUGGACAAGAGCAUCGAGCCGCUUCAAGGAAAAGCUGAGAAGGGCCCGUCGGACCGUCAAAGCAUCAAAGUGCUCAGCUACCCGCAGUACUGCCGCUUCCGCUCGCUGCAGAGACGCAUCCAGGAUGGUGCGAGGGGGCCGGGGCUGCAGGACCCCCACCUGUUGGCCCUGGGCGGCGUCAGGGCGCUGCCCAGCAUCCGGCUGAUGUACUGCAGGGACACGUUCAACCACCCGACACUGGAGACCAGCGCCAGCUUCUCCUGGCAGUUCG